ACCGCCCAAUCUAUCAUACCGGCACCAACCUUGUUCACAUCUUAUCUUUGAGUUAUUCUCUUGCUCUACAUCUCUUGCCCUCUAGCAAGGCUUGCCGCAUCCAUCCACGGCAAUGGCUUCAGGUGCAGCUGCUCUUAAUGCGGCCGCCGCCGUUGCGGUUUUCGCCGUGCUGGUCAUGUCUUCCCAGGGGCAUCCGAAGACGGGGCCAUUAUGCAGCGACUGCGGAUCGCUGUGCGAUACGAACUGCACCGCCUACAUUGCCUCAUCCUGCCGGCAAUACUGCGACCCCCCGAGCGGGUGCCAGGACUGCAAAAACCAGGUCCUCCAGGGGUGCCAGGACUGCUGCAGCAAGGGCACAUGCAGCUGCGACUGCAACGGCACCGUCGAAGAUGCCUGCAGGCGUGCCUGCGAACCCCGCUAUACAUCAUGCGAGGCUUGCAGGUUCGGGAUUUCCCAGACGUGCUAUCCCACCUGCAACAGCGACUGCAACAACAACUGCGUGAAGAAAGACCAUGGAUGUUGAGCUUUGGUUAGUGUGUGUGCUUGUGCAUCAUCCAUGUAUGCAUGAGUGUGUCGUUGUAGUAUCCAAUAAUAUGAAGACGUUCCUCUGAAUUUCUGAUCCAUCUGGGGUAUAUGUCUAUCAUAGAUUGUUUAGCAAUGUACUGUUUCAGUAUUUUAUAUCGAAAACAAGUCAUUUUGAUUUGGCCAGUAACCGGAUUUUCAUUCGUGAGAUU
Messenger RNA from Phragmites australis (common reed), 734 nucleotides. RefSeq names its product guanine nucleotide-binding protein subunit gamma 4-like. The record is from RefSeq and is a predicted model, not a curated record. The coding region runs from base 113 to 523 and encodes 136 amino acids. NCBI's taxonomy places the organism in Eukaryota, Viridiplantae, Streptophyta, Magnoliopsida, Poales, Poaceae. The transcript has a single exon.